Zea mays is the source of this 1086-nucleotide messenger RNA. RefSeq lists its product as uncharacterized. The transcript has 2 exons. Lineage: Eukaryota; Viridiplantae; Streptophyta; Magnoliopsida; Poales; Poaceae. The coding region runs from base 184 to 456 and encodes 90 amino acids. Gene Ontology annotation, molecular function: protein dimerization activity. Gene Ontology annotation, biological process: regulation of growth; regulation of DNA-templated transcription. The record is from RefSeq and is marked provisional.
UGCAGAGCGACCACCAGUCCAGGUCCAGCGCGGGACGCAUCACAUACACGCGGUACCUUCGUUCGUUCUCAAGCUUAUAGCGCCCGAUCGACCCUGCGCGGAGCUAGUUCGUUCGUUCCGGCAGGCGGCGGCAGCGAAGCAGUGCGACGACGACGACGAGGUACGUAGAGAGCGAGAGGAUAGAUGUCGAGCCGAAGGUCGUCGUCGCACGGCAACAUCUCCGAGGACGAGAUGAACGAGCUCGUCUCCAAGCUCCAGGCCCUGCUCCCCAGCUCCCGCCGCCGCCGCGGCUCCGGCCAGGCGUCGACGGCGAAGCUGCUGAAGGAGACCUGCAGCUACAUCAAGAGCCUCCAGCGGGAGGUGGACGACCUCAGCGACCGGCUGUCGGACCUCUUGUCCACCAUGGACCACAACAGCCCCGCGGCGGAGAUCAUCCGAAGCAUCCUCCGCUCCUGAGCGCGCGCAAGGGCGAGGUCAACGAACGCCGGCCUCCGAUCGAUCGCCGACAGCGCGCGCUCUCCGGCCGGCUGGUCACGUGCGGGAGCUGAGCUCAAUUAGGUAGCUAGGGUAUAUAUACAUAUAAUAUAUAUAUCUACAUGUACGUGUAUCUACCUUUUCCUUUACCAGUCUCCCUAGAUCUGAGAUCAUGUGGCUAGCUCCGUAUAAAAAUGUACUAGCCACACGCUGACACGCACACGUAUGCAUGAUGGUCUCUGCGCUAAGCUUCACUGGGUAGUAGGGUAUAGCACUAGAGCCUAAGCAAGCUUAUCCUCCUCACUUUAGUAUAGCUCGCAGCAGCAGCAGUCUCUCGAUUCCUCGGCGAUCUUCGGUGGCUUAAUUGGAUCGAGCUGGCUAGUGCGCUCUCUCUCUCUCUCUCAUCUCUAGCAGGCAGGAAAAGAGACAACCGACCGACCACUACUAGCCUAGCCUAGAGCAAAUUGACUGUCGUUAUGAUGAUGAUGAUGUACUGCUAAAGCUUUUAUUAACGACUUCAAUAACAUGUACGUCCUGCGGUUAGUGCUUUGUUUUUCACUCACCGUGCCAUGCAUGGCGUUAAGAAAUGCAACCGCUGCGUGUCUGUACUGU